Molecule: messenger RNA, 858 nt
Organism: Cajanus cajan (pigeon pea)
Lineage: Eukaryota; Viridiplantae; Streptophyta; Magnoliopsida; Fabales; Fabaceae
Source: RefSeq, a predicted model, not a curated record
AUGCCCUUUUGUGUUCAAGAACUCCCUCAAGAACUCAUCUUGGAAAUUCUGUCAUGGCUUCCGGUGAAGGAUCUCAUGCGAUUCAGUUAUUUUGACAAAGAUGGUUUUACCGAAUACUGGGUCCGGUUUUGGAACCCCGCCACGAGAAUCAUGUCCGAAGAUUCGCCACACAUAGUUCUUUUUGAUUAUGAAUAUCUAAAUGUACGUUCUUAUCUGAAAUUUGGAUUUGGGUUUGAUGAUUUGAGUGACACUUAUAAGGUGGUGAUGUUCCAUUUGAAUGUUCAGUCUAUUAAAACUGAGACGAGAGUUCUCACCUUGGGUGAUUCUAGUUGGAAGAAGACUUUAAAUUGCCCCCUUUUUCCCAUGCCAGGUAAACUUGUUGGACAGUUAGUAAGUGGCAAUCUUAAUUGGUUAGCACUUAGCAACACCUUUAAUGGACCUUAUGUCUAUGAAUGGGAUGGUGUUACUAUUGAUGACUUAGUAAUACUUUCUUAUGAUCUAAAGAAUGAUACGUACAGAUCUUUGUUGAUGCCUCAUGGUCUUGUUGAAGUCCUUGCUCGUGAGCCUUAUCUUGGGGUUUUGAAAGGAUGUUUGUGUCUUUUUCUUGAUUGCUAUGAGGAUACCCAUUUUGUUGUUUGGCUAAUGAGGGAGUUUGGAAUUGAAAAUUCUUGGACUAAGAUUCUUGAUGUUAGUUACGACGAACUAAUUAGAAUCGGACUUAAAUUCAUGCCUUUGUUGAUGUCUGAAAAUGAAGAUAUCCUGCUUUUGGCAACCGAAAGAGAUUCACAAUUUGUUUUCUAUAAUCUGAGAGAUAAUAGAAAUAGAUCAUACUCAUGGUUUCGAUGUCGGCUCACAUAG